GAUCGCCUUCCAAAGAUGCUCGACGAAUGUUUUGAAUAUUUACAGGAAAGGGAGAAACAGGAAAGAAGUUUUAGCUUCGAAGUUCGUUCUUCUUCAUUUUUUUCUUUUACCUCUUCCUAUUCAUCUGUCUUGAUUGGCCUAGUUUUAGUCGUCGAUGAUGGAAGUACAGACAGUACGGCUGAUGUUGCUCUUGAGUACAACCGAAAACUUGGUGGUAAAUUGAAAGUGUUGAAAUUGGAAGAAAACCGCGGUAAAGGUGUUAUGCACAGUAGUGGAAAACUGAUUCUCUUUGCCGAUGCUGAUGGCGCAACAAAAUUUUCGGACGUUGAAAAGCUCGAGAAAGGCUUGUUGAGAAUUAGUGGAGGACCACCUAUGGACGAAAGCUUUCCCGCAGUAGCCGUGGGAUCGCGGGCUCAUAUGGAAGCAGAGUCGAUCGCUACUCGAUCUCUUUUUCGUACUUUCCUAAUGCAUGCCUUCCACAUUCUCGUGUGGCUGUUUUCAUCUCGAACUGUUCGAGAUACGCAGUGUGGAUUCAAAUUGUUCACUAGGGCUUCCGCGGCUCAGGUCUGUGUGACAUGGCACGAAGUUGAGGGAUCGAAAUUGGUUCCGUUUUGGUCGUGGCUGCAGAUGGGGCGAGAUCUGAUACUCAUCUGGUUCCGCUAUCGAAAGUAUUGCAAACGUAUUGAGGUUUCGAUUACGUUUUUGGUUUUUCCUGCUACCGUAUAUAUCACUGCAGAUAUUUUUACUGUUGUAGUUAUCAAUGACUUGGAGAAUGGUAUGUCGCUCGAUUUCGAUCUCAUUAAGGUUGAGGCACCAAUAGCCAAUGCCCUGAGGAGAGUGUUGCUGGCUGAAGUUCCUACAAUGGCAAUUGAAAAAGUAUAUCUGUACCAGAAUACUAGCGUCAUUCAGGUGAUAGCCGUGAACGAAAAUGGGGUUGACUGCGAAGAGGAACCACAACCAGAUCCUAGUCGAACAGUUGUGUUCAAUAUCAACGUGACUUGCACAAAAAAUCGCAACGCCCCAUCUACAGCAACUGAACCUCAUCAACUUUAUCAUCAUUCUUCCGUCUAUUCAAAUGCGUUUAAAUGGGUUCCUUGUGGAAAUCAGGAGGAACAGUUUGCGGACGAUCCCCCUCGCAUGGUAUGCGACGAAAUAUUGGUAGCAAAACUUCGGCCAGGGCAACAAAUUGAGGCAAACUGUCAUGCUGUAAAAGGUAUUGGUCGCGAUCAUGCAAAGUUUAGUCCUGUGGCCACUGCAUCUUACAGGUUACUGCCUACUAUUCGUCUUCUUAGCGAAGUUCGUGGAGAAGCGGCUGUUCGUUUGCAGGAUUCGUUUAGCGAAGGAGUCAUCGAAUUGAAGGAAAAGGGUGAUGCACGUCGUGAUACAUGUAGCCGAAAUGUAUUCAGACACAGUGACUUAGCCUCUGUCGUAGAACUGGGCAAAAAGAAGGAUCAUUUUAUUUUCAGCGUUGAAUCUACAGGUGCUCUCAAAUCUGCCGAAUUGGUGGUGGAAGCUUGUAAGGUAAUGGAAGAGAAAUGCAGAUGUCUUCAUGCUCAGGUGGCAGCUACCCUUAACCAUUGUUAA
Angiostrongylus costaricensis is the source of this 1584-nucleotide messenger RNA. Lineage: Eukaryota; Metazoa; Nematoda; Chromadorea; Rhabditida; Metastrongylidae. The record is from the annotation of a GenBank genome assembly.